Molecule: messenger RNA, 2193 nt
Organism: Lactuca saligna
Lineage: Eukaryota; Viridiplantae; Streptophyta; Magnoliopsida; Asterales; Asteraceae
Source: the annotation of a GenBank genome assembly
AUGUUGGUGGUUGUUUCCGGUGAGAAUGGUUAUGGGAUGGGUGGUGACGGUUUUGAUUGGUGGUGGUGUUUACUGGAGGGCAAUAAUUUGAAGAAUGGGGAAAAGUUUAUAGCUGGAAAAGAGAAGGGGAGAGGUGUUAGGGUUGAGAUCUUCCAAAAGGGUUCUCCUCUUAUUGAAGAAGUGUCAAGAGAAAUCGCGAGGAUAAGACUAGACGGAACUCUGGGAAGUUUGGAGAACAAAUGGUUUAAGAAUCAGUUAUCUCUUCCAUCCAGAAAUUCCACAAUGCCCAAAGACUUGAAGCUUGAUAGCUUCAGUGGUCUUUUUAUUAUCAAUGCUGCAACUUCUACAUUAACCCUUUUGAUCUCUUUACUUUGGCUACUUUUUCUCAAUUUCAUGGAGAGGUUUGAUUUAGCUAUUGUUGAUUUAGAAGGCACCGAUGAAGGUAGAGAGAUCCUACCUUAUCUAGCUGAGUCGUUGCAAGAUAAAAACAUCCGUAUCAGUUACAGAAGUGCCAUUUCUGCCUCAGCCACGUAUGAUAGCAUCACCCAAGAGUUGCGUAAGAUCAUGACUUUCCACACAACUGUAAUUAUCCUACAUGUGUCACCUUCACUAGCGUCUACCCUUAUCUUAAAUGCAAAAAGGUUAGAAAUGGUUAGUGGAGGAUAUGCAUGGAUUUUAACUGAAAAAACAGUUGACCUCUUGCGAUCAACAAACUUUACUGUCAUUGAGUCAACACAAGGCGCACUAGGUUUUAGGUCGUAUGUUUCACCAUCAGACAGACUGCAUAGCUUAACAACAAAAUGGCACAGUUUGUUUUACGGAAGUAAUUUCACCUCAAUAACAAAAGAAGUGCCUGUGCCUGCGUUAUGGGCAUACGAUACAAUUUGGGCACUUGCGGAAUCUGUAGAGAAGGUUGGAGUCCCACAUAAUGGUUCUAUGCUUUUACAUGAAGUUUUGAAAAUCAGAUUUAAGGGUAUAAGUGGUGAUUUUCAGCUCAGUGAAGGAAAAGUAAUAUCCAAUGGAUAUGAGAUUAUGAAUGCGGUAGACAAUGGUUCUGAAGCUGUUGUCUGGCCCGGAGGGUCUACAACUGCUCCAAAAGGUUGGGUGUUACGAGCAACUCCGAGUAAAAGGUUAAAAUUUGGUGUUCAAAAUAUAAACAACUUUAAGUACUUCAUGGAUGUAGAUCAUGAUGUUGAGAAAAAUGUUACAACUGCCACUGGGUUCUCCGCGGAUGUAUUCUAUACUUGCAUUCGUGCGUUGCCAUAUGAAGUGCCAUACACGUUCAUUUCAUUUGAUAAUGUGAGUAUCGACGAUCUUGUACAGAAGGUGUACAAUGAGGAAAUUGAUGCAGUAAUUGGUGAUUCAACAAUCUUGGCCAACAGAUCUGAGUAUGUUGACUUUACAGCGACUUACACUGAUUUGGGUGUAGGAACACUAGUAAGAAUCAAGAAAAAAGACAUGAGUAUGUGGUUCUUCUUGAAGCCGCUGCUGGAUUUCCGUCUAUGGCUAGUUGCUAUUGUUUCUCUUAUCUUCAAUGCAUUUGUUGUUUGGGCUAUUGAACGUAUGAAUCCAGUUUCCGAAGUUUCACUUGGAACAGUAUCCCGGAUGUCCUUCCUAUUGACCAUCUUAUUUGCUCAAAAAGAUAGGUUUUCGAGCAAUCCGGCAAAAUUUGUAAUUGUUGACUGUAGAGCAAUUGAAUCGGCAUCAAAGAGAGGAAUUGUGGGGUUUCAUGGUGGCGAUUUUAUGAAAGGAGUGACAGUCAACAAUCUGCACUUUGAAAAUUGGAACCACCGUCCAUACUACUCAUACGAGGCUUAUGCUCAUGCUUUAUCAAAAGAUGGUGAGGCUGAUGCCAUUGUUGAUGAAAUUCCAUACAUCAAGAUGUUUCUUAGCAGGUACCCUGGUGAUUAUGCCUUGGUCUCUUCUCAACCUCUCACUUCUGGUUUUGCCUUUAUAUUCCAAAAAGGUUCGCCGCUUGUUGAAGACGUGUCGAGAGAAAUUGCAAGGAUAAGAUUAGACGGAACUCUAGGAAGUUUGGAGAACAAGUGAUGUGGAGGUCAAGCAAUCAAGGUUACUUCUUGGACGAAUCGUAACCUUGUUAGGGAAUUUUGGAUUUGUUUUAGUUAUGGUGGGGGAGAUUUGGGUUCCUUGGCUGGGUUGACCCUCCAAUGUGCCCUAGGGCAAUGGUGGUGA